Molecule: messenger RNA, 2329 nt
Organism: Jaculus jaculus (lesser Egyptian jerboa)
Lineage: Eukaryota; Metazoa; Chordata; Mammalia; Rodentia; Dipodidae
Gene: Selenoo
Product: selenoprotein O
Exons: 9
Source: RefSeq, a predicted model, not a curated record
AUGGCCCCGCUUAGGUGCGCGCUGGGCGCCUCGCUUGCGGCGGCCCUCUCCGUGCCGUCGUUCCCCGGCCGCGCGCGCCCGUCGCCUGCGCUUGGCUCGUUCUGGGCGGCUGCCAUGGAGACCCCGCCGCGCUGGCUGGCGGGGCUGCGCUUUGACAACCGCGCUCUGCGCGCGCUGCCGGUGGAGACGCCGCCGCCCGGCCCCGAGGGCGCGCUGUGGGCGCCGCGGCCGGUGCCCGGGGCCUGCUUCAGCCGCGCUCGCCCCGCCCCGCUGCGGCAGCCGCGCCUCGUGGCUCUGUCGGAACCCGCGCUGGCGCUGCUGGGGCUGCGGGCCGGCGCCGAGGUGGAGGCCGAGGCCGCGCUCUUCUUCAGCGGCAACGCCCUGCUGCCGGGCGCCGAGCCCGCCGCGCACUGCUACUGCGGACACCAGUUCGGCCAGUUCGCCGGCCAGUUGGGCGACGGCGCCGCCAUGUACCUGGGCGAAGUGUGCACGGCGGCCGGCGAGCGCUGGGAGCUGCAGCUCAAGGGCGCCGGCCCCACGCCCUUCUCCAGACAGGCCGAUGGUCGCAAAGUCCUACGGUCAAGCAUCCGUGAGUUCCUGUGCAGUGAAGCCAUGUUUCACCUGGGUAUCCCCACUACAAGAGCUGGGGCCUGCGUCACAUCUGAGUCCACAGUGGUGCGCGACGUGUUCUAUGAUGGUAAUCCAAAAUAUGAAAAGUGCACAGUUGUGUUGCGUAUAGCUCCCACUUUUAUAAGGUUCGGCUCCUUUGAGAUUUUUAAACCCCCUGAUGAGCACACAGGGCGGGCAGGUCCCAGUGUGGGGCGGAAUGACAUCCGGAUCCAAAUGCUUGACUAUGUGAUCAGCUCUUUCUACCCUGAAAUCCAGGCUGUCCAUGCCCAAGACAACAAUAGUGUCCAGAGGAAUGCUGACUUCUUCCGGGAGGUGACACGACGAACAGCACGGAUGGUAGCUGAAUGGCAGUGUGUCGGCUUCUGUCAUGGUGUGCUGAACACUGACAACAUGAGCAUCCUGGGCCUCACCAUUGACUACGGACCCUUUGGCUUCCUGGACAGGUAUGACCCUAACCACGUGUGCAAUGCCUCUGACAAUGCUGGGCGCUACACAUACAACAAGCAACCUGAGGUGUGUAAGUGGAAUCUGCAGAAGCUAGCUGAGGCACUGGAUCCAGAGUUGCCCCUUGCACUGGGCGAGGCCAUCCUGGCAGAAGAGUUUGACAUGGAGUUCCAAAGGCACUACCUACAGAAGAUGCGCAGAAAGCUGGGCCUAGUCAAAGUCCAGGAAGAGGAAGAUGGGGCACUUGUAGCCAAGCUUCUGGAGACAAUGCAUCGGACUGGUGCUGACUUCACAAACACCUUCUAUGAACUGAGCUUCUUCCCAACUGGGCCUGAGAAACCAAGCCUGGAAGAAUUCCUGACCAGGCUGACCUCACAGUGCGCCUCUCUGGAAGAGCUAAAGCUUGCCUUCCGACCCCAGAUGGACCCCCGGCAGCUAUCCAUGAUGCUGAUGCUGGCACAGUCAAAUCCACAGCUCUUUGCACUCAUUGGCACUCAGGCAAACCUCACAAAGGAGCUUGAACGUGUGGAACAGCAAUCACGGCUAGAACAUCUGAGUCCCGCUGAGCUACACAGCAAGAACACAGAGUGUUGGGUGGCUUGGCUCCAGGAGUACAGAGCCCGGCUGGACAAGGACAUGGAAGGUGCCAGUGAUACUGCUGCCUGGCAGGUCGAGCACACACGCACCAUGUAUGCCAACAACCCCAAGUACGUCUUGAGGAACUACAUCGCACAGAAUGCCAUUGAGGCUGCUGAGAAUGGAGACUUUUCAGAGGUACGGCAUGUGUUGAAGCUACUUGAGUCUCCUUACCACAGUGAGGGAGAGGCCACCAAGGAACUUAAGGCCAUAGGCCCUGAAGAGGCAGCAGUUACCACUGGUGAUCAUCACUCCUAUAGAAGCAGGCCACCCCUCUGGGCAGCAGAACUGUGUGUGACAUGAUCCUCAUAGUGGCCUCUACACCUGAGUCUCUUGAGUCCUCCAGUGCUGUUGAGUUGCUGAGACCACUGGGCUACCUCAACCCACAGUCUCUUCAUGGUGGCAGAGAUCUCCAGUCAGACCCUGACCCAUCUCUGUCUGAUGCCAGCUCAGCAGUACCACCCUGGCCAGCCCUCAUCUUACCCCUAGCACAAACUGCUCAUAUACGGACAAGGGCCUGUGUGAAUGACACAGAGGGUUCAGGUGAACCUGUCUGUCCCCAGGAGCUGGGCACCUGCUAAACUUCCCAUGCUUCUAAAUAAAGCAAUAGGUUUCUUGA